AUGGCUGCUACUGUGAAAUUUCUGAAGGAACUGCAGAGUGAGAUCACCUGUAGCAUCUGCAGGGGCUACUUCUAUGAGCCUGUAACUAUCAGAUGCGGGCACAGUUUUUGUCGAGCUUGUCUCUCCUCCAGCUGGAGAGUUGGAGCCCCAGAUUUCUCCUGUCCCCAAUGCAGGCAAGUUUCCCAGGACAGGGAGAUCCCAUUAGUGAACAGGCACCUAGCAGAAUUGACUGAGCUGGGCAAAGAGCUCAGCUCCAACCUUACGCAGAUCACUGAAGGACAGAACCAGUGUGUCACUCACAAGGAACCCUUCAAGCUAUUCUGUGAAGAGGACCAGACUGCACUGUGGGUGACAUGUUGUGAAACCCCAGAGCAUGGGGGACACAAAAUCUUCCCCAAAGAAGAGGCUGCUCACAAAUACAGGGGGGAGCUCCAGCACCUUCAGAUUCGCUUGGGGAAACAUUUGGAAGAAGCUGAACAACUUCUUGCUCAGGAAGAGAGACCUGCUAUGGACUGGCAUGAGAUAAUCAGAGGAGAAUUCCACAGACUGCACUGCUUGCUAAUGGAGGAAGAGAACCUAUGUUUUAAAAGGAUAAGGCAAGAGCAGAAGGCCAGCCAGGACAGACUAUACCAGUAUAUGCAAAGCCUACAGGACCUCAGGCAAGAGCUGCAAGAAGUGGGCCACCAAGCCAAUCUGGAUCUGCUACAGGAUGCCAAGGAGCUGCUGGGAAGGAGCGAGGCUGUGUUGGCCCAACAGACCAAGGCUAUCACCCCAGAAAUGAGAGAAUAUCCCAUCCAUAGCCUGAUAGAGAUGCUCAACAGGUUCAGAGUGGACCUCACUUUAGAUCCCAGAUCAGCCACUUCCUGUGUGACAAUUUCUGAGGAUCUCAAGCAUUUAAAGGCUGGAGGAAGCUGGCAAGUGGAGAGCAAGACUACUGAGGACUCUACUCACCAUUAUGCCUUUGCUAAGCAGGUCUUCAGAUCAGGUACCCUGUACUGGGAGGUAGAUGUGACUCAACUUCCUCAGUGGAUCCUGGGGAUCUACACCCCACACUUGAAAAGGAAAAGGGCAAGGAAUGUGGCCUCCUGUGCCUCUGUGUUCCUGCUUCGAUGUGUCAAGAAGGAAGGAAAUUACUAUUUACAGACCUAUCCUGGGCCACUGAACCAUCAAAUGAAAAGCCCUCUACCUCGGGUUGGGGUGUACUUGGAAUAUUCCCUUGGCACUCUGGCUUUUUACAAUGUUCUCCAGAGUUCUCUUAUUUACAAAUUCCAUUCUAUUCCCUUUAAAGCCCCUGUCAUACCCAUCUUUUCCCCUGGCCCCCCACUUCCAGGAACAAAGCCUGGUCCCAUGAUUCUCUGUCCAGUGGACUCUCAUCUUUGUGCUUGCUGCUAUUCCUCUCAAUGA
Molecule: messenger RNA, 1404 nt
Organism: Antechinus flavipes (yellow-footed antechinus)
Lineage: Eukaryota; Metazoa; Chordata; Mammalia; Dasyuromorphia; Dasyuridae
Product: tripartite motif-containing protein 43-like
Exons: 1
Coding region: 1-1404 (467 amino acids)
Molecular function (GO): protein binding; zinc ion binding
Source: RefSeq, a predicted model, not a curated record